This is a messenger RNA of Cynocephalus volans (Philippine flying lemur), 1947 nucleotides long. Its product is annotated as adhesion G protein-coupled receptor E4-like. Gene Ontology annotation, cellular component: plasma membrane. The transcript is spliced from 16 exons. Gene Ontology annotation, biological process: adenylate cyclase-activating G protein-coupled receptor signaling pathway; cell surface receptor signaling pathway. Gene Ontology annotation, molecular function: calcium ion binding; G protein-coupled receptor activity. Bases 1 to 1947 code for a protein of 648 amino acids. Lineage: Eukaryota; Metazoa; Chordata; Mammalia; Dermoptera; Cynocephalidae. The record is from RefSeq and is a predicted model, not a curated record.
AUGGGAAGCAGGUGCCUUCCCCUGCUCUCAGGUCUCAGUGUCUUGCUGGCUUUAUCAGGAUCAGGAGCCACGAAUUCUGGAGCUUUCUGUCAAUGCCCUGAAAAUGCCAUCUGCUACAACAGCACUCAUUGUGCUUGUGAAAAUGGAUUCCAGUCCACAUCUGGGAGAAAAUACUUCUUUGGGACCUCUGGUAAAUGUGAAGAUAUUGAUGAGUGUAAGAUGGGGCUGGCAACGUGCACGCAGAAAGCAUAUUGUAAAAAUAAAAUAGGAAGAUACAUCUGCAGCUGUGUGAUACAGUAUACCGUCCUCAACUGGUUGGCUAGUUUAAUUGAUAUUGAUCAGUCAGGAUGUUAUGUUGAUUCCUUCGGGAAGCUUUCCAUGCACCCGGAAAAUCUGAAGAAAAAUGGAAGCAGAAAGGACUUUGCAAAAGAGGCUACCAAACUACUUCAGCAAGUGGAAUUGACCAUUUGGAAUCAAAGUUUUGCUUCUCCAGGAAAGGGUGAAAAUUCUAUAUUUGAUAUAGUCUAUGAAACCAAGAAGUGCACUGGGACAAGUGAAAUGACUCUUCUGGAAGCUGCAAAUAACACAGUCAAUAUCAACUGCACUGAUGCUUUCAGAGGAACCACAAGAGGUGAAAGUGCUGUUGCACUUAUCACUUACCGAUCUCUUGGGGAUAUUCUGAGUGGAUCCUUUUUUAAUAAUAGACGUGAGAUGCAGAGAGUAAAACUGAACUCUCGUGUUGUGAGUUGCACCACUGGUUUGAAGGAAAAAGUUUACCUGUCUAAACCUGUGUUCCUGACUUUGCAACAAACUCAGCCUGGUGGUGAGAGAGCAAAACAUUUCUGUGUCUACUGGGAAGGAUCAGAGGAGGGGGGCAGCUGGUCAACAGAGGGCUGCUUUCACGUGCACAGCAAUGAUUCUUAUACCACAUGCAAAUGCUUCCACCUGUCCAGCUUUGCUGUCCUCCUGGCUCUUACUCACAAGGAGGAUCCCACCCUGACUGUGAUCACCUACGUGGGGCUGAGUCUCUCUCUGCUGUGCCUCUUCCUGGCAACCGUCACCUUCCUUUUCUGCCGGCCCAUCCAGAACACGAGCACCUCCCUGCACCUGCAGCUCUCCAUCUGUCUCUUCCUGGCCCACUUCCUCUUCCUCACGGGCAUCAACAGAACUAAGCCUGAGGUGCUGUGCUCCCUCAUCGCAGGGGGGUUGCAUUACCUGUACUUGGCCGCCUUCACCUGGAUGCUUCUGGAAGGGCUGCACCUCUUCCUCACUGUCAGGAACCUCGCGGUGGCCAAUUACACCAGCACAGGCAGAUUUAAGAAGAGCUUCGUGUACCUUGUAGGCUACGGGACUCCAGCUGUGAUUGUGGCUGUGUCUGCCAUAGUUGGACACAAGCAUUACGGAACAGAUACUCACUGCUGGCUCAAGCCUGAUAAAGGCUUCAUCUGGAGCUUCAUGGGACCAGUGGCAGUCAUUAUCUUGGUAAACUUGGUGUUCUACUUUCACAUUCUGUGGGUUUUGAGAAGCAAAAUUUCCUCCCUCAAUAAAGAAGUUUCUACCAUCCAGAACACCAGAGUCCUGACAUUUAAAGCCAUUGCUCACUUAUUUUUACUGGGAUGUUCUUGGGGCCUUGGUUUUUUUAUGGUUGAAGAACUGGGGAAGAUGGUCGGGUGGAUCCUUGCCUACUCUUUCACCAUCAUCAAUGUCCUGCAGGGGGUUUUGUUCUUUGUGGUACACUGUAUCCUCAAUCGCCAGGUGCGAAUGGAAUACAAGAAAUGGUUUGGUGGCAUGCGGAAAGGGGUUGAAACCGAAAGCACUGACAUGUCUCGCUGUACUACCAACACCAAAAUGAAACCACUGUCAUCACUGAAACGAUGUGUCCUUCUACCCUUCAAGAGUGUCCUGCUGGCCCCCUUCCUGCUGGCCCCCUUACUGCUGGCACAAUGA